Folsomia candida is the source of this 2019-nucleotide messenger RNA. RefSeq names its product oxygen-dependent choline dehydrogenase. The transcript has 8 exons. The record is from RefSeq and is a predicted model, not a curated record. Bases 65 to 1879 code for a protein of 604 amino acids. Gene Ontology annotation, molecular function: oxidoreductase activity, acting on CH-OH group of donors; flavin adenine dinucleotide binding. Lineage: Eukaryota; Metazoa; Arthropoda; Collembola; Entomobryomorpha; Isotomidae.
CCACUGGCACAGUUAAUCCCGAACCAGAGAGCGGACCAGGAUUAGCUCCGAAAAUUAGUUAAUCAUGGAUUUAACCACCUUCGCAUUUUUGGGGUUACCCACGAUCAUUCAAGAAUAUGCGGAGUUCUACAGACAACGCGAUUUGGCCGCCACGCUAAAAGAACUCGAACCCCUGCAAGGACUACCGAAAAUUGAAGAGUAUGAUUUUAUUGUGGUUGGGGCUGGAACGGCGGGAAACAUUGUCGCGGGCAGAUUAUCGAAUAGAUUUAGCGUCCUCUUACUCGAAAUGGGGGGCGACCCACCUCCCUCCAUUUAUCCCGCGUAUAUCGGGUCCAUCCAGUCUUACGAUAUGAGAACAAAUCCCGCAAUCAAUGAAAUCUACAAGUCGAUACCGCAAUCAACCUCCGCGUUGGAUGAUAAUGGGAUUGCCACUGUCCACGCCGGUCGAAUGCUGGGUGGUUCAGGUUCCCACAAUUCGAACGUGUACAACCGGGGUUCUCCGCUGGAUUUUGACUACUGGGCGAAACUGCUCGGUGACCAGACUUGGGAUUAUAAAAAUAUGUUGAAGCAUUUCAAAGAUUCAGAAAAUUUCGUGGGGCAACUGGUCAACGAGCGGCAACGCUUCGAGUAUUACGGACAAAUCGGACCCCUCAGGGUGGACGUGGAUGUUCCCGACUUUUUGGAAAACUGGAGUAAGGCUGCAAAGGAACUUGGGUACAACUUUAGUGAUCCGAACGCCCAUCAAACACCUUCAUUUACUGCUCAAUCGGUUUCCCUUCGCAAUGGGUUGAGGGAGUCCACUUAUGACGCCUUUGUUAAGAAGAAGGUUCUUUGGCAACCCACAAUUCACAAGUAUUCACAAGCCCACAAGAUUUUGAUUGAUAACAACAACAACGCUUACGGAGUUGCUUAUACUCGUCACGGAAUCCCAUGUAUUGCUCAUGCCAAGAGAGAAGUUAUUGUUUCCGCGGGGGCAUUUGGGUCCCCCAUCCUCCUAACCAAAUCUGGCAUCGGGCCAGCAGAUGUCCUUCAGGCUGCUAAAAUUCCCGUCAAGAAAAAUAUGCCCGGCGUCGGUAAAAACCUUUGGGAUCACGUCAUGCUUGUCCUCACCUUCCGCCGAAACGACCCCACCUAUCGCGACCCCAAUUUCGAAGAGGAACUCAAAAAAUUCCAAAGCAAUCCAAAUAAUCGCCAAGGCUACCUCGCUCAUCAGCGCAGAACUCAAGCCUUCGCGGUUUCCGCGCGCGCUAAAGCGGACGGCGAAGGAGACUGGGGAGACCUCCAAGUCCAAAUGAUUGACCAACCCUUCAUCGAAUCAAAUCCAGGUGGUGCUGUUUGGGAGUGCAGUUUAUCCCGCCCAAAAAGCGUGGGUGAAUUCCUCUUCAAUACGACCGCCUAUCUCGCCGGGGAAACUGCGAAUGGGAAAUUGGGCCUCAGCAAUUUCAAGUAUUUUAGUGAUCCGACCGACAUGGACGCACUUAUCGAGGGGAUUAAUCUUGCCAUUCAGAUUAUGGAGGGGACACAAGCCUUCAAAUCGGGCGGGUACAAGUUGGACGAGUCUUUUAUUCCCCAGGCUUGUCGGGGAUUGCCCAGGAGGUCGGCGGAUCAGUGGAAGUGUACCCUUCAAAGGUUGGGGGGCACGCAGUGGCAUUGGUCGGGAACUUGUAAGAUGGGGAAGGACAGUGAUCCCAUGGCGGUGGUUAAUUCGAAAAUGCAGGUUAAUGGGAUUAACAAGUUGCGAGUCAUCGAUGCGAGUGUGAUGCCCAAGGUGACAAACUCUAACUUGAACGCGGCCACGAUGGCGGUUGCACAGAAAGGGGUGACAGAAAUAUUAAAUAAGAAUCCCUUCCGAACUAAUGCAGAGAGUAGGGAGAUAUAAAUAUUUAUAUUUAGUCACUUAUUUACAUACAUUGUUAAAUUUGGCUACAAUUAUUGUUCAGCAUUGAUUUAAAGUUAAUUAGGAAAAAUUGUGCAAAUAUUUAUUUAAUAAAAUUUUAAAUCUCUAUCGUACUACCAAAA